AUGGAAACCUAUCACGCCUAUGUCGACGCUUUCAAUGCCCAGGUCGGAAAGUCAACUUUCGGGAGGAUAUUUCGCCUCGACGGCUGUGGACAUGAGGAUGAAAUCAAGCACACUAGGUUUACUACAGAAAUUCGAGCUGGGCUCACUUCAUUCUUCACCAUGGCGUACAUCAUCGCUGUCAAUGCUACCAUUCUCUCGGACACCGGCGGAAACUGCGUAUGCAACGACACAGCCGACCCUUUGUGCUUAAAAAACAGCGAGUACCUCAUUUGCAAACAAGGCAUGAGCAAUGUCAACCGUAAUCUCAUCACAGCAACAGCAGCAGUAGCAGGCUUUAGUUCCUUCCUGUUUGGAUUCUUAACGAACAUGCCAGUAUGCCUCGCCCCAGGAAUGGGACUCAACGCAUACUUUGCUUAUCAAAUCGUGGGUUUCCAUGGAGGCGGUCUUAUCUCUUACAACCUCGCACUUACUGCCGUCUUCGUUGAGGGCCUGAUAUUCAUCUUCAUGUCCUUGAUUGGAAUGCGACAAUGGCUCGUUAAGGUGAUCCCGGUGUCGCUCAAGAUUGCCGCUGCUUGCGGCAUCGGGCUAUUCCUAGCCGAGGUGGGUCUCAGCAAUAAUGCUGGCAUUGGAGCUAUUGCGGGUUCGAGCAGUACACCACUUGACAUUGCUGGAUGUCCAAAUCAAUACAAGGAUGAGUUUGGCGCUUGUAAAAGCCACAAGAUGACAUCACCGACGAUGUGGCUUGGCAUCAUGUGCGGCGGCAUCCUGACAGCGUAUUUGAUGUCUUACAAAGUCAAGAGUGCCAUGAUACUGGCUAUUCUGCUUGUAUCUAUCAUCUCAUGGCCACGAGGAACUGAAGUGACCUUCUUCCCCGACUCCGAAAUUGGCAACGACCGAUUCAACUUUUUCAAAAAGGUGGUCAGCUUCCAGCCUAUUGAUCGUACCUUGAACGCAUUAGAUUGGAACAUAUCCGAAAAGUCUGGUCACUUCGCCCUCGCUCUCUUUACCUUUCUUUACGUCGACAUCAUUGAUUGUACCGCAACGCUCUACUCCAUGGCCCGCUUUUCUGGUGUUGUCGACUCAGAGACUGGGGACUUCCCCAGAUCAACAAUCGCUUAUUGCACAGACGCUUUCUGCAUAUCCAUCGGCGCGCUCCUUGGCUGUUCGCCUGUCACAGCUUUUAUUGAAAGUGGCGCUGGCAUCGCCGAAGGAGGAAAGACUGGUCUGACAGCAAUGACUUGUGGGCUGUGUUUUAUCAUAUCCAUGUUCUUCGCGCCCAUAUUUGCAUCCAUUCCACCAUGGGCUACCGGGUGUACUCUGAUUCUUGUUGGCUGCCUCAUGAUGCGACAGAUCACGUCGAUCAACUGGCGCUAUAUCGGCGACGCCGUCCCUGCAUUCGUAACUGUCAUGUUCAUCCCUUUUGGCUAUAGCGCCGCCUAUGGCCUAAUAGCAGGUUUAAUGGUAUACACGGCACUUAACGGGAUGAUCUACAUAACAAAGGUUAUUUCCGGCGGUUAUAUCGUCCCAGAUGAUGAAGAUCACCGGGAGUAUUGGACCAUCAAGCCUGUUGGCCGCCUCCCCUGGUUCGUCUCCGCGGGACAGACAGUUACAGAUCGCCUGCGGGGAACUCCGAGUAAAAGGGAAGAUGUCAUGCUCUCCGAACGCAGUGGAGAAACAGACUGGAAAUACCGUGAGCGUAUUGGCUCCAACGGAUCGCAUCGCGAACUCGAAGCGGUCAUUGUGCAAGCACUUCCCACGGAUCCUCGUCACGAAAAAGUAUUCGCUAAGAUGGGGGUGCAUGAAAUGAAAUGA
Bipolaris zeicola 26-R-13 is the source of this 1812-nucleotide messenger RNA. RefSeq lists its product as uncharacterized. Gene Ontology annotation, biological process: transmembrane transport. Lineage: Eukaryota; Fungi; Ascomycota; Dothideomycetes; Pleosporales; Pleosporaceae. Gene Ontology annotation, cellular component: plasma membrane. Gene Ontology annotation, molecular function: purine nucleobase transmembrane transporter activity. The coding region runs from base 1 to 1812 and encodes 603 amino acids. The transcript is spliced from 8 exons. The record is from RefSeq and is a predicted model, not a curated record.